UUUUCUCACUCAGGUCAUUCAGACAGUUCAUGCUUCGUAACGUUUUAGAUGAAAGAGCGUGCAGGUGAAAAGAAAUACAGUAUCUCGAGCCUCUUGUGUUAAAAGCUGUUACAUUUAUGUCUUGCCUAUUCAGCAUUAGCGAGACUUUUUUUUAACUCUCUGUUUCACCUGUAAGGACAGGCAUUUUCACAACGGUAACUGGUACUUUUGCUCACCUGUUAGUAACUUUUCACUAAUUAUGGCCACGCGCGUUCGACCGAGUAAUAAACGGUGUACAGUCAUCGGGGGGUCUGGUUUCCUGGGCAGACACUUGGUGGAGAAGCUGCUGGAUCGAGGCUACUCUGUUUCUGUGUUUGACAUCCGGCAGAGCUACGAGCUGCCUGGUGUUUCCUUCCACCAGGGAGACCUCUGCGACAAACAGGCUCUGCUGCCAGCUAUGAAGGAUGUGUCCCUGGUCUUCCACUGUGCCUCCCCAGCCCCUGCCAGUGAUGACCGCAGGCUGUUUGAAAGGGUCAACAUUCAGGGCACACGCACUGUCAUUCAGGCUUGCAUCGAGGCAGGAGUGCAGAAACUGGUCCUGACAAGCAGCGCCAGUGUGGUGUUUGAAGGGACAGACAUCAAGAAUGGGAGAGAGGACCUGCCUUAUGCCAAGAAGCCCAUCGACUUUUACACAGAGACCAAGAUUGAGCAAGAAAAGUUGGUCCUCGAGGCUUGUGACAAAGACAAGGGUUUCCUCACGGUUGCCAUCCGGCCUCAUGGCAUCUUUGGGCCUCGGGAUCCACAGCUGGUUCCUAUUCUAGUGGACACGGCUCGAAGGGGCAAGAUGAAGUUCAUCAUUGGUGAUGGGAGCAAUCUGGUGGAUUUCACUUUUGUGGAGAAUGUAGUUCAUGGCCACAUCCUGGCUGCUGAACACCUGAAGUCAGACUCUCCCAUAUGUGGGAAACCAUACCACAUCACCAAUGAUGAGCCAAUUAGAUUCUGGGACUUCAUGUCUGAGGUGUUGGUCGGUCUGGGAUAUGCUGCUCCCCGCUACCACCUCCCCUACACUCUUGUGUACGGACUGGCCCUGCUCCUCUGGCUGCUGGCCCUCAUCCUGCGCCCUCUAGUGUCCUUUAAACCCACCUUUACACCAAUGAGAGUGGCUUUGGCUGGAACCUACCAUUACUACAGCUGCGAGCGUGCCAAGCAGGACAUGGGCUAUAAACCUGUGGUCAGUCUGAAGGAUGGGAUAGCGCGCACAGUGCAGAGCUACCCUCACCUCAGACAAAUAGCUUGAUGGUAGAAUGGAAGUGAAGACUGUUGAAACUUGUAAGGCUGUACACACUGACUGAGAAUAAGGUGAUCAGCUCACCCUAAAUGGAAACUUCAAAACAAGGGAAUGGACAAUUUACCUUUAUCCAAACCUUACAAUGUUUAGCAUUAUUGUGCCUGUCCAAUUUUUACACACCAUCUUCACCAGCAGAUGGCAGCAAACGGUUCUGCUUUUAGUCAACACAGAAAUCUGGCCUAUCCAAAGUUUUAAAGCACUUAGUAAAUAGUGAAACAACUGUUUAUGUCAACAUAAAUAUAUUGAUUGUAUACUGUGACGACUGCAACAAUAUUUUCAGGUGUUUCACCUGUGUGCUGUCUAUCUGUUGAGAUGCUGCUGUUUAUGUCAAAAUGCCUUAAAACAUUACACCAAACCAUGACACACCUGUUACAACUGACAUGAAAAUAAUUUGUUUAAAAUGAUGACUGGAUUUACAUCAUAUGUCCAAAAUUAUGUGGACAGGGGUAUGGUUUUCAUCUGGGGUGAUUCAAAUUUAUUUGGGGAUAAGCUUGUUUGAAUUAAGCAGUACACACAGAAACCUUAGCCAAUAGUGUGCUUCCAACAUGUGGCACCAGGUUGCUUUCACCACGUUCCUAAAUCUUGUGGAAUCUUAACAAAUUUAUAGGUUUAUAUUCUUUAAAGUUUGUCCCCUAUGCACAUUAAAAAAGUUUUGGGUU
Molecule: messenger RNA, 1986 nt
Organism: Centropristis striata (black sea bass)
Lineage: Eukaryota; Metazoa; Chordata; Actinopteri; Perciformes; Serranidae
Gene: nsdhl
Product: NAD(P) dependent steroid dehydrogenase-like
Exons: 7
Coding region: 239-1276 (345 amino acids)
Biological process (GO): steroid biosynthetic process
Molecular function (GO): 3-beta-hydroxy-Delta5-steroid dehydrogenase (NAD+) activity
Source: RefSeq, a predicted model, not a curated record